Molecule: messenger RNA, 3227 nt
Organism: Syzygium oleosum
Lineage: Eukaryota; Viridiplantae; Streptophyta; Magnoliopsida; Myrtales; Myrtaceae
Product: probable methyltransferase PMT25
Exons: 11
Coding region: 334-2832 (832 amino acids)
Cellular component (GO): endosome; cytoplasm; trans-Golgi network
Molecular function (GO): methyltransferase activity
Source: RefSeq, a predicted model, not a curated record
CGACACGCCAGAUGGGAUCUACACCUGCGCCCAUCGUCGUUUCUCUCUCGCCGACGUUCUCGUUCGGGUUUUCGCGAGUGGCAGGCACCCAUCAUCGUCGGUCAGCUCCCUGUCCCAGAAGAAGCUCCAGCUUGGAGCACGCGUGGAGGCUCGUCAUCGUCAUCGUCAUCGUCUUUUCUUUGCUCUGCCUCUGAGAGGUUUUUUGGCACUGUGGAAUGAGUGGAGGCCAAAAGGGCGGAUGUCCAUAACUGAAUCUAUAAGACUGGUCUAGGCAAGAAAAAGUAAACUUGGUUGAGGUUCAUAUAGCGUGGUAAGACAAUAUUGCUCUACCACAUGGCUUCAGGAAACAUUCGUCUAUUUGAUGUGCGGAGAUCAUCAAAUUACUGCUGUUCGAGGCUUUCUGUAGUUGUGUUUGUUGCUUUCAGUUUACUUGCAAUUUGGAUUCUCCUGCCAUCAUCUUCCACAUUUCCAGUUGAAAAUCCGGACUUGGUAUAUAAAGGGAAUGAUAGUUUGGGACACAGAGUAACUAAUGGAAGAUCGGGGAAUACUCAGAUUCAAAGCCAGGAUGUUCUAAAUGAUGAAAAAAGAACAGUUGAAAAGGGUUCGGAAGAUGAAAGUGAGCAAACCAAGGUUGAUUCUGCUAAUACAGUGGAGACUGACCUGGAAGAGAAAAUAUCAGAAGAGAGCACUCCUGGGAAGACUUCCUCAAUGAAAACAUCUGACAAAUCUGAUAUGACUUCUGAAUUUGACAAUGAAACCGAGGAUAGACAGAAGAAUAACUAUCACAAGAGCAAUGAGAGUAGAGAGGAACCAAAUACGGGAUUGAGCAAUACUGAUGGAGGUCAAAAGGAUGGAGAACAAACAAUGGCUGAUGAAGGAUCUGAUUUGGAUGAAAAGUUCAAUAGAUCAAAAGGAAAUGAUUCUGACAUGGAUGAUAGUGCUGAAAAAGUGAACGCUGAAGAUAGCUCAGAUGAUGUUCAGCAGGACAAUAAAGAGGUUGAUCAGGAUAACGAGAGGGUCCAGCAAGAUCAAGACAAUAAUUCUGAACAACCUGCUGCUAACAAUAACCUAGAAAUCCAGGAAACAUUUCAGGAAUCUAAUAAUCAGUCAGAAAAUUUAACUCAAACAACUGCUCCAAACAGCACUUGGUCAACUCAAGUGGAGUCCCAAAAUGAGAAGCUGUCACAGCAAGAUUCGAAGGAAGAAAAUGACUACACCUGGAAAGUUUGUAACACUACGCCUGGGCCAGACUACAUCCCUUGCCUCGACAAUAUUUAUGCUGUUAGAAGGCUUCCUAGUACAAUGCAUUUUGAACAUCGAGAGAGGCACUGCCCUGAAAAUGCUCCUACGUGUCUUGUUCCUCUACCUGCGGGAUACAGGAAGCCAAUUCAAUGGCCUAUAAGCAGGGAUAAGAUAUGGUUCCACAAUGUUCCACAUACCGAGCUUGCUGUAGUCAAGGGACAUCAGAAUUGGGUUAAAGUUUCCGGUGAAUAUCUUACAUUUCCUGGUGGUGGAACUCAAUUUGUUCGGGGUGCUCCCCACUAUAUUGAUAUGAUUCAAAAUACUAAUUGUCAAAAUGUGAAGGCAAAUCUUGCUAUUGCAUGGGGGAAGAGAACCCGGGUGAUAUUAGAUGUCGGAUGUGGUGUAGCCAGUUUCGGAGGUUAUUUAUUUGAAAGGGAUGUUCUUACAAUGUCUUUUGCUCCCAAAGAUGUGCAUGAAGCUCAAGUUCAAUUUGCACUUGAACGUGGUAUUCCAGCCAUACUUGGAGUUAUGGGUACCAAGAGGCUACCAUUUCCCAGUGGUGUUUUUGAUGUUAUCCACUGUGCCCGCUGUAGAGUCCCUUGGCAUGUUGAAGGUGGCAAACUUCUCUUGGAGCUCAACCGUGUCCUUCGACCAGGUGGUUACUUUGUUUGGUCUGCUACUCCAAUUUAUCGCAGGGACCCGGAAGACGUUGGCAUUUGGAAAGAAAUGUCCAAACUGACUAUGGCUAUGUGCUGGGAUCUUGUCGUGAUUAGAAAGGACAAACUGAAUAAUGUGGCUGUUGCAAUGUACAGAAAACCAACAUCUAAUGAGUGCUACGAAAAGAGACCACGAAAUGAGCCUCCACUCUGUGAUAAAUUCGACAAUCCCAACUCAGCUUGGAAUGUGUCGCUGCAAGCCUGCAUGCACAAAGUGCCUGUAGACAUGUCGGAGCGUGGGUCCAAAUGGCCUGAGAAAUGGCCAGUACGUUUAGAAAAACCACCAUACUGGCUGAAUGAAGUCGGAGUAUAUGGCAAACCGGGCCAAGAAGAUUUUACUGCUGACUAUGAGCACUGGAAAGAUGUUGUCUCCCACACGUAUUUGAAUGGUAUUGGUGUCAGGUGGUCUUCUAUCAGGAACGUUAUGGAUAUGAAAGCUGUAUAUGGAGGGUUUGCUGCUGUCCUCAAAGACUUGAAAGUGUGGGUGAUGAAUGUAAUACCAAUUGAAUCUCCUGACACACUUCCUAUAAUCUAUGAGCGCGGUUUAUUUGGCAUGUACCAUGACUGGUGUGAAUCAUUCAACACCUACCCAAGAUCUUAUGAUCUUCUCCACGCAGAUAAUCUCUUCUCCAGUCUCAAAAAGAGGUGCAAUUUGAUGCCAGUUUUUGCCGAAGUUGAUCGGAUUCUGAGGCCAGAAGGAAUUCUGAUUGUCAGGGAUGAUGUGGUGACUAUAGCUGAGCUUGAGAGUAUUGCUAAAUCUCUGCAAUGGGAUGUCAGAUUCACACACUCAAAGGACAAUGAGGGGUUGCUCUCUGUUCAGAAGACAUUUUGGCGUCCUUUAGAUGUGGAAACAAUUACUUCAGCAAUUGCUUGAACACACUAUUGGUAUCAGUUUAUUCAGAAGUUAGCAGCCAUUCCUCAAGCAUUUAUCUAAACAUCACACACUGAAUUCGGAUACUAUGAGAGGCAAACAAGGUGCUGCGUUUAAAUGCUCAAGCUCGAGGCUUAGUUGAUCGUGGUAAUUUCUCUGCAAGUUGUGCCGGUACAUGAGAUUUUAGGACUGCCGUUUCACAAAAUGGACCACCUUUUGCAUGCCAAUUUCAUCUCGACUGUCGUUGGAGUUGUAUCAAUUGUUAGGAAAUGGCUCCAAUUCUAUCAGCUCUUUCAGGAUUGAUUACUGUGAUUGAGAUGUCAUGGUGGGAAUGGUGGCUAGCAUUUGACAUUGAUAGGCUUUCGGUAUAUAUCAGCUACCACAGUUUUCGGUGUCCA